AUGUUCGGCCGCGCCGUCGGCGCGCGUGGGGUCGACGGGACGUCGGCGGGGACGAUUCCACGGCUGCGACGCCGAGGGCUGGGCUCGACGCCAUCGCUGGCGUUGAAGGCGCCGCGUUGCUCGGGCGUGACGCGCGAUGGGGCGCGCGGAGAAGUCACCGCGGGAGCGCGCUGUGACCACCGCGCGCGCGCGAGUUCGAGCGAAAGGGCGUCGACGAGCGCGAGGAGGACGCGUCGAGGGACGACGUUGAGCGCGCGCGCGCUCGUCGGCUUGGAAGUGGCAGACUUACGGGCAGCCAUCUUGGAUGGACACAGCGCGUGGUGGGCCGUGGCCUCGCCGCUGUUUGCGCUGAGCGUGGUUCCUUAUUUAGUUUUCUUAAAGCGUCUCAACGAGGCGAAGAGCGCGACGUUGGAGAUGCGCCAGGCGUUCGCCACGCUUUUACUAUUCGUCAUCAUUUCCAUCCCCGCCGAGGCGUACACGAAACGAGCGUAUGGUGAGGUGCUGAGCAACAUCGACGCCCUGCAUUUUCUGAUUCAGAGCGCCAUCAGUUUGACCAAUCUUAGGAUUUUACUGGCGUUCCGGGAUGGUAAAAGCAACACUGACGGGAGCGCAAGUUCUAAUAUGUUUCAAUCUAAUUUGACGGAUUUCGGAACGAUAGGCAGACCGGGAGCUAUUGUUGAGGCCUUUGCAGGUUUAGGUUUACUCGCAACGUCUCUUUUGCUAUCGCUCGAUGAGCGCUUGUUGGUGGUCCCGGACACCGCUCCGACGAUGUUGACGAGCGUUGUGGACAGUUUCAGGACGUGGGGCAACAAUUUCGAAUCAACGACAAAUUCGAUGCUAGGUCUACCGUAUCCUAUGGAGCACGCGCUGAGCGUACCCACGUGGGGUGUUCACAUCUUCAGCCUCGUCGAGUGGCUACUCGCGAUGGGCCUGGUUUGGAACUACGCGGAUUGCGAACGUGGCAACAAUAACGGCUGGCGAACGCUUACGUGGGGAAUGCUGCCGUUGCACGCUAGUGGGAUCUGCGCGUGCACGCAGCAUUUUUUCGGAAACGUUGCGAGCUUAGAUUGGCUCGUCGCAGCGCAAGGCGCGUUCACGAUGCUUGGGAAUGUCGGGAUGUGCGUUGCUGCGGGCGAGUUGGCGAAGGAGGAUUCAACGUCUGGUGUUAGGGACACCGCCGUGAAUGACGAACAGCGACGAACAACGGAGCAAUGCGUUGUUUUCGAUGAUUUGGAUCCGUCUUGGUGGGAUUUCGACGUCGAGAAUUUCGGUACGAAGCUCUGGGCCGGAGACAGUGAUGGAGUGUUCAUCACAAAAGUCGCGCUACUCUCAUUGGCGGUCGCGAGCGGCGUUCGUGGGUUAAGCCUAUCGCUCGCGCCGGAGUUCGACCCGGUGGAUGGCGCAUGGCGUGAUUACACAAACAUCCUUUCCUUCUUAAUGGUCGCAACGCCCCUCGCGCUGAAUAUCGAGAAAUGGAAGGCGCGUGAGCGCGUUGCGUUUGCGCGCGAAGCGUUGAAUGCCACGAUGGCUGACGUUGACGACGUGAGCGAUACGAUUGUUGAUCGCUCUGCGGUGAAAACGGAGUCUGUUUGA
Messenger RNA from Ostreococcus tauri, 1593 nucleotides. RefSeq lists its product as uncharacterized. The coding region runs from base 1 to 1593 and encodes 530 amino acids. NCBI's taxonomy places the organism in Eukaryota, Viridiplantae, Chlorophyta, Mamiellophyceae, Mamiellales, Bathycoccaceae. The record is from RefSeq and is a predicted model, not a curated record. The transcript has a single exon.